Messenger RNA from Pyricularia grisea, 1205 nucleotides. RefSeq lists its product as uncharacterized. Lineage: Eukaryota; Fungi; Ascomycota; Sordariomycetes; Magnaporthales; Pyriculariaceae. Gene Ontology annotation, molecular function: hydrolase activity, acting on carbon-nitrogen (but not peptide) bonds, in linear amides. The transcript has 2 exons. The coding region runs from base 164 to 1144 and encodes 326 amino acids. The record is from RefSeq and is a predicted model, not a curated record.
CACGAUGUGUACUAGACAACCGUGAGGUCGAAUUUUGACAAGACCAAUCUCGCAAUACAUUAAUAUCCCAAUGGUAAACUGGGGAUUUUUACUGUCUUGAACAACAGAACACUCUGCAACGUGCAACAAAGAGCAAGUACCCUUUAUAUAAGUAGACUAAAAAAUGGCGUCCACUAUAAAGAUCGCUCUGAUACAAAUGCAAUCCAAGCCCCUCGCGCUGGAACACAACUUUUGCAAAGCAUCCACUCACAUCCGCGCGGCCGCCUCCUCGGGCUGCCAACUGGCCAUCCUGCCAGAAUACCAUCUGACUUCGUGGGUGCCCGACAACCCACGGUUCCUCGCCUCCUGCGCGGCAUCCGCCGCCUAUCUGGAGCGCUACCAGACUCUCGCCCGGGAGCUCAACAUCCACAUAGUCCCAGGCACCAUCUGCGAAGUCCACAGCGCCGACGCGGCGCAGGCCCCGCAACCCACAGAUGCCUCAUCAUCAUCUUCCACCUCCGGGAUCGAAGUCCGCAACAUGGCGUACUUUCUCGAAGGCAGCACGGGGCACGUCCUAGGCGCCUACCAAAAGAAAAACCUCUGGCACACGGAGCGGCCGCACCUGACUCCCUCGGGCGCCUCGAUGCCCCACACUGCCUUUGACGUCCCGUCAACCCUGGUCCCGACCUCGACGCUCCGGGCCGGCUCGCCACCGCUCCGCGUCGGCCUGCUGAUCUGCUGGGACCUCUCGUUCCCCGAGGCGUUCCGGGCGCUCGUGGCCGACGGCGCGGACCUCGUGGUCGUGCCGAGCUGGUGGCUGAUGGACGACGCGGGCGAGGCCGGCCGCAUCAGCCGCGGGCAGAGCGAGCGCUUGUUUUUGGAGAGCGUCCCCGUGGCCAGGGCGUUUGAGAGCUGCGUGGCCGUCGCCUUCUGCAACGCCGGUGGUCUGAGCCAGGUCGCCGUCCCGCUGCUGGGGGCCUUGGGCCGCACGCCGCCGGUGCUGAGGAAUAGCGUCGAGGCCGGGUUGGAGGAGGAGGAGGAUGUGGUCAGCGUUGUGGAUCUCGACCUCGAGGUCUUGAGGGUCGCGGAGGAGACGUAUCUGAUGAGGAAGGAUAUGAAUGGUGAGGGGUGGCAUUAUGCUCCUGGGCGGCCUGGUGGUGAGUGAAUCUGCGUUGUGUGGGUGUUACGCGAGUCAAAGUUGUAUGAGUGCUAUCUAUGUAAGACUG